This is a messenger RNA of Cavenderia fasciculata, 1989 nucleotides long. RefSeq lists its product as uncharacterized. NCBI's taxonomy places the organism in Eukaryota, Evosea, Eumycetozoa, Acytosteliales, Cavenderiaceae. The record is from RefSeq and is a predicted model, not a curated record. Bases 1 to 1989 code for a protein of 662 amino acids. The transcript is spliced from 4 exons.
AUGUCAUUUCAACAAAUAGUUAAUAAUCUAUAUCUUAGAACAAAUGUAUUUGAUCAAGUAAACAAUAUACAUCGAUAUCUUAAUCUACAAUCAAGAAAACAAUCACAACUAUGUUGUUUUAAAGAUUACUUGCAUUACAAUCGAAUCGAUCUAUUCCUUGAAUGUGCAAAUAAUGAUUACUUUAAAUCUGUAGAAAUUGAAACUUCUAAUCAAAUAUAUCUAUCAAAAAUUGAUAUAUUUAAUUCAAUAUUUCAUCAAAUCAUUCAAUAUAAUAAUAUAAGAGCAUUUAAACAUGUGGUAGAGAUGAUUCAAACAAAUUUUAUUGACCGUGGAAGUAAAUUAUCAUACAUGAUAAAGAUUGAUUGUCACAAUGUUGGUACCUAUGAAAUGGCAGUAGAGAUUUUAAAAGUAGCUGUAGAAAAGGAAUUGUUUGAUUUUGUUUCAAUCAAUCUAUUGUUGAUCAAAUUGAUCGAGAAUAGAGAUUUGAAACAAUUACAAGCAAACAUUUUCAGAAAAGAUAAGGUUUUACAGAUUUCUCAAGUAUCAAUGGCUCUAUUGUUUGACGAUAGUCAAAACAGAGGAGAAAAAGACUCAUUGUUGGAUAUUAUAAAAUUCUUAUUGGAAAAAUGUAAUUACAAUGUAGUUGAUCUCUUUUUGGAAACACUAAAGUACAAUAUUAGAAAUAAUGCAAAGUUUAUGAAUUUGGUUGAACUAUUUUACAAAGAUCAACAACUCUUAGAAGAAAUAGAUUCAACAAGCCAAAAGAAAAAGAUUGGAAAUUUUAUAAACCCACCAUCUCUCAAGGUUGAAUCAUCAUUGUCGCCAAACCAUGUACACGAAUUAUUAAAAACGGUUGCUUAUUUUGAAAAAUGGAAUUUGGAAGCAAACUCUUCUAAACUACUUGGAUCAAUACAACUUGUUGGAAUUGAUUUCUUAAAGUAUCUUGUCGAUCAAGACGAGACUAGUUAUCUUGUCAAUAGUAAAAUUUUUGGAAUAGCAAUGUGUCACUGGGAUUCAGAUUGCGUCAAUUUUCUCAUUGGAAUAUUGGUUUCUUCAAACAUAAACAAUAGAUGUAUCGUAGAUAAUAUAAAUUUUAAUACAAUCUCUAUAGAAAUAUUGGAAACUAUUUCAAGUUUUAAUCAUAUUGCUGUAGAAUAUGAACAAAUAUUGAUCAAUAUCUUGGUGGACGACUAUUCCUACAUUCAAAAAGAAAUAGUGAAACAAAAAAAACAAAAAAUAACUGGAUAUCUAUUAAACAAGAUAUAUCAGGAAAGCGGACUAAACAAUGUCUAUGGUAAAGCUAUCAUGGUUCAUGACUUUUUCGUUGCAGGAAUCAUUGAACGUUUAGCUUAUUCUCAAAGAUUGGAAUUGGAUAUUGCAUUGGAAUUACAUUAUGAUCAAGAGACUAUUCAAUACAUCAUUCAAACAACAAAUAUUGAAUUAAAACAAAAUCAACAAUCAGUCAUAUCGAUCAGUCCCAAAAUUUUACCUCGACUCGGUACUGUAGGGAGCGAACAAUCAAGAAUCCUUUAUUUGUACUUUGAAAAUCGAGAAAAGUUGGUAAAAGAUGUGGUAGAAUUUUUGGUCAAAUGUUGUGCUGUCAAUCAUGAUGAUAUACUACUCGAUAGUCUUUUGGUUAAAGGAGAGGAAAUGGGCGGUAUUUUCUCAUCACUAGACUAUAGAACCAUAUUUGAAAUGGCAUGCUCAAAGGUCAUGUUUAAUAGAGGUCGAUUAAAAUAUGGUACACUCACUCCAACCAUGAUACAAGCCCUCAUUUUAUCCAAUCAACACCGACUUUUACAAUUAUUGGUAGCGGAUGAAAAUUAUGCCAACCCAUUUGUAAUGGCAAGUAGUAGGUAUACCAGUGAUCAAUUUCAAGUUUACAUUGUGGAUCCAUUAUUACGAGUCAUGCAAGAAAAUAUAAAAGAAAACAAACCAAAUUCUGAAUAUUUCUAUUUUAUCAAAACGGCCAUUGGAACUAUUCUUUAA